AUGCCAAAAGGUAGACCUCAUAAAAAUAUAAGUCUUUGUGCAGUAUGUGGCAAUAAUGACCUUCAAGAAAGGUUUCAUGUACUGAUGCCAGUUCUUUUGACCAAAGUUAAGCAAAAUAUAAAUAUUCUUGGUGAUGAAAUUUAUUUAUCACAAGAAAAUUAUAAAUAUUUAAUUAAAAAGAUUUUAAACGUGAAACAACCUAAAAGAGAGAUAUCUGAACUAAGUAUAAACAGCUAUAUUCGAAAUAAAAAUACAGAAAUUAAACAGUUUUCAGAGUACUUUAGUGAUCAGCAAGUGAGCAGUGCCAAAACUGCAUUGGGACUUUUUCUUGCAAAGUCUGGAGCCUCAGCUCAUUGUGUUAAUACAAUAACUAAUAUAGGAUUAUAUAUUACUUACCAAACAGCUUUUAAUAGAAUUAAUGGAAUAAGCAAUAAACAUCGAAUUAGUGAGAAAAAAUAUAUUCAAGCUCAUGUAAAUGAUUAUCAUAAUCUUCACGGAACUCAUAUUCCAUCAACAAAUUUUGCACAACAGAUUGUUCACUAUGCUACCAUAUUAUUCAAUACUAUUAAAUGCUUACCUAUUCCUUAUAAUUCUGUAUAUGGUUUUCCUAUUCACAAUCAUCAAGGCUUAAUUGAAAAUUUAACAAUUCAUUCUUAUAAUGCAGAUAUUAUUGAGAAGUAUCAUCAAAAUUUUAAUCAAACUAAAUUAAUAGAUUGUAUCGAAUUAGAUUUGAAGAAUACUAAAAAUUAUAUUGAGGCAGUAAAAACAUUUUUAAGUUUAUCAGAAGUAAUCAAGUAUUUAAUGAAUUAUGUUAUCCCACUUCUGGCAGACUUUCCUGGUUGGCUUUUAGUUAAAAAAUAUAUUACCAAGUCAUUUGAAACUUCUAAGGAUAUUGUAUAUAUUACGUUUUUAGAUUUAUUAGAUAAUUUAAUUCCUGCCACUUUGGAUAUAUAUAUGCAUUUAUUUCUCUUUCUUUCAGAUAUUCAAUAUUGGAAAAUAACUGAACAUCCAAUAAUUAAUAUUUUAAAAACUCAUUUGAAUGCGUUUGAUGAAUAUCCAAUUGAGAACUUUCACAGCUUAUUACAAUGUCAUACUAGUGCAAAAGUAACAAUAGGAAUGUCUUUAAGAAGAGAUGCAAUAUUUCUUGAUCAUUGUCGUCACGAAAAUGCAUUUGUUACAUCUUUUGAAGCAAAGCGUGAUUAUCCUUAUACAGAAAAAGAUCUGGAUAAUUUG
Molecule: messenger RNA, 1233 nt
Organism: Cetraspora pellucida
Lineage: Eukaryota; Fungi; Glomeromycota; Glomeromycetes; Diversisporales; Gigasporaceae
Source: the annotation of a GenBank genome assembly